CAUUGCUACAAGCAACAGAGUAUUUUUACCUUAUCAAACAGAAGAGUGAAGGUCCUGCUGCAUUUUCCUUUGUGUUAAUACAUAAUUCCUCUGGAAAAGACUUAGAACAGAAAUUCAAGGACCUGUGAGCUUGUCCUCAGAUUCUCCAUAGGAACAGAGGGAAUUUACCGGUUCAUGGUGUGAGGGAUACAUGUGAUUAUCUCCUUCUCCCUGCAAACUGUGGAGCAUCUCCAAGACUUAGGGCUGCCAACAUGAGCUACUGUAGUGGAUUCUUCUGUCCUAUGCAACGCACCAAGAGAAAUCUUUUCCUGGUUUUUGCCAUCUUUUUUACAGCAAUAUAUUUGAUUUCCUCUUCUUAUAAUUCUGCUCGCCUUGCUAAAAGUGAUGAUCGUCACAUGGAAAGUGAAGUGAGUUUACUUAAAAAAGUGUUUCCAAAUUUCAAACAAAUCUCAGGGAAAGAAAAUGGAGAACUACCACCGGAAAAUGAGAAAUCUGAGAACAAAAACACAUCCACUUCGACACAGUCAUUUACGUUCAUUAUUAAUGAAGAAGAAAAGUGCAAAGAUAAAGCACCUUUCUUGGUAUUGCUGAUAUCAACAACUGCAGCUGAACUUCAGCACAGAAAUGCCAUCCGAAAGACCUGGGGGAAUGAAACUGCAGUUCCAGGCGUUGACAUUGUUCGGCUGUUCCUGCUUGGCAUCAACACCCAGGAUGCAAAUGAGGAUUUACUGCUGAGAGAAAGCGAGCAAUAUCGUGAUAUUAUCCAGCAGGACUUCCUGGACACCUACAACAAUUUAACUCUUAAAACUCUGAUGGGCAUGAGGUGGGUGGCCUCUUACUGCAGUGGCACGAGGUUUGCUAUGAAGACAGACAGUGACGUUUUUGUCAAUACAGUGCACCUGAUUGAGAAGCUCCUCAGACCUCUCCCACCUUCCACACAGAACUAUUUCACAGGCUGUUUAAUGUCAGGGCACAGGCCUAUUCGGAAUAAAGCCAGUAAAUGGUACAUUUCAGAAGAAGAAUUCCCAGGUAACAGAUACCACCCUUUUUGUUCAGGAACUGGCUACGUCUUUUCUGGAGACCUGGCUGCAAAAAUCGUCAACGCUUCUUUAACAGUUAAAUUCAUACAUUUGGAAGAUGUUUAUGUAGGGUUUUGUCUUAAUGCAAAGGGAGUAAAAAUAGUACCUCCACCUCAUUCAUUGUUUAACAUACACAAGGUCCCAUUUUCACCUUGUGUGUACAAUAAAAUAAUUACAUCUCAUCACAUUUCACCACAUGAGCACAUAAUCUACUGGGAAACACUGCAAGAGAAGGAAAACACAUGUUAGAAAAGAAAGCUCCAUCCUGGAGCAUCCUAGGAACUUUCUUUGACAAUGGACAAAGCUGCAGAUGUUUUUAGUAAGAACAGAACAUCUGUGUAGUGAUUACUUUCAAGGUCCAGGGACAUCCUGAAUCAGGUGCCUAGGUUUUGUAUUAGGUUGAAUUCAAAGGAUUUUUCCUUCAUAAAGAAGCCUUUCUCUGUUGAGUAAAUACUGCUUGGUACAUUAUUUAGUUUUGGAUGAAGGAUCAAUUAAUUUUUAUACUGUUUUAAAAUAUAGCAAGAGGCCGUAUCAACCCUACUGAAGAAAAAGCAAAGAAGAUGCAAUGAAAUUUAUUUUUUCAUCUUGUAUAGCUGACACAUUUACCUUACAUUACAAACUAAAAAGUUAGUGUGCUAAUUUUAUACUGCUCAGAUGUAAUUUGCCUAUGCACCACUGUCAGAGACUGAAAAUAGUUCAUGCCUCAAACAUUGAUAUGAAGUUUUGCUCAUUAUAAAGAAGCUACAACCGCAGAAGCUUCCCUGAAGAGUGGGACUUUGAACUGAAAGUCGAACUGUUGAUUUAGAUAAAGGGAAAUUCAUUGUUCAGUCAUCUCAGGCUGAGGGAAAGGUGUGCAUCCACAAAAGGCCAAAGCCACCAGCUGCAACUAUCCCCAGGUGAGUUUGGGGUGUGGGGAGAGCAGAGCUCACAGAAGCCAGGUUUACACAGACCGCAGCCCAGCCGAGGGGGGAGAACGAGGUUUUGGGUGCAUGGUGCAACCUCUGGUGAGAGGCAAUGAACACCCAUCCUCCAUUACACAAACUGGCCCAGCUGUGGAACCCCCAACCCCACAGGGCACACCCACAGGACUUCCACGUGAGAGGCUUGGCCCCACAGGACUGCACGUGAUGCAAUAGACCAGAGUCUGCUGUGAGAGACUGCCCCCCACCCCAGGGGGACGUGGCUGGACAUACCACCCAGCCUGAGCAUGUACACUCAUCAGACUCUGUGCCUUCUGGAGGGACCUUCACCACCAAGAGACCAGCUGGAGAGGAUCAACAAACAUCGCUGGGAUCCACGGAGUGGUGAUAUU
Molecule: messenger RNA, 2391 nt
Organism: Corvus hawaiiensis (hawaiian crow)
Lineage: Eukaryota; Metazoa; Chordata; Aves; Passeriformes; Corvidae
Product: beta-1,3-galactosyltransferase 2-like
Exons: 3
Coding region: 252-1328 (358 amino acids)
Cellular component (GO): membrane
Molecular function (GO): N-acetyl-beta-D-glucosaminide beta-(1,3)-galactosyltransferase activity
Source: RefSeq, a predicted model, not a curated record